CUCUCCAUUCUUGUGUCUAGUAACAGUCUCUGCAGGAUCUAAUCUAAUAAACCUCCACCUGCUGAAUGUCAUCGGGUUUAUUUGUGCAACCUUCUCACUCCACUGUUCUCACUCCUGUCUCUGUCUCCUCUGUUGUGCGACAGGCAGCAGCAGCCAGAGAGCCAGAGAGACAGAGAGAGUGGAUCUGUGGACAGACAGCAUCUCUCCAGUCCAGCGCUGUCUCUUCUAUAGAAAGGGAAGCCCCCUCACGCGUUGCGUUGCGCGCCUGGAUCACCGUUAGAAAUCCGCGUCGCUGAGGAGCGCGUGUGCAUGUGCGUCCUCAACAGUUGCUACCGGAGGAGCAGCAGCAGCGGUGGUGGAGAGGAAGAGGAGGAGGAGGAGAGGUGGUGGAGAGAGACAGAGACAGCAGCAGCAGACUGAGAGGACGGCUCUGCUCCGGCUCUGCUCCUGACAUGCAGUCGUUCAUCUCUCCGGUGACCAAGGCCAUCCUAGUAGCGCUCUUCAUCUUCGCCAUACUCCUCAUCCUCUAUGUGAUCCUCUGGUACAUCUGCAGGGACGUGGACUGCGAUCACGGCAUUUAGAGGAGGAUUCCAAUCCAAAAACGUGGGAAUAAAAAAAAAAAAAACGGGGAAUUUCCACAAUAAAUGGGGCGCACAGAGGAGCCCAUCAUCCUGUACGACAAGGAAGGAAGCAAGGAUGGCCUGAAACUUCAUAUUGGGACGCGUCCCAUAGACCGAGCUGCACUCUUUACCCUCCUCUGCUCCUCCUCUGCUCCUCCUCUGCUCCAUGACUACACCACUCAGUGUUGACACAACCAGGCAGAGAUGCUAUCCGCUAUCCGGUCUCACCUUCUUCCUAUUAUCAGACUUUACCUGCUGGGUUUUAAGGUGCUGUUGGUCCAGCUGUUCAGCGGACCUUUCAGGUUGCCAGUGAUGCCCAGACAAGAUGGCAAGGUUGCCAUAGUGACAGGAGGAGGCAGGGGAAUCGGCUAUGAGGUAGUCCGCCACAUGGCCAGGCUGGGGGCGCAUGUUAUCAUAGGUGGGAGGGAUGAGCAGGAGGGUCUGGAGGCCGUCAGAAGGAUCUGUGAAGAGUACAAAGAGGCCAAAGUGGAGUUCACCAAAUUGGACCUCGCCUCUUUGCAGUCUGUCCAUCAGUUUGUCCGGAGCUUCAAGGAGCGGGACCUGCCGCUAAACAUUCUGGUCAAUAAUGCGGGUGUCAUGCUGGUUCCUGAGGGCCGUACUGAGGAUGGAUUUGAGCAGCACUUUGGCGUGAACUACUUGGGCCACUUCCUGUUGACCUGGCUGCUCCUGGACACACUGAAGGAAUCUGGGAAAUGUGGUCACUUCUCGCGUUUGGUCAACGUCUCCUCCUCUGCCCACCGCAUCGGCGAGAUCAGACUAAAUGAUUUAAAUAGCUGCCAGUCUUAUUCAGCCCAUGCUGCUUAUUGUCACAGUAAGCUGGCCCAGCUGUUAUUUAGUUCCCACCUCCACCAAGAGCUGCAGCGUGGAGGUUUCCCACUGAGUUCAUGUGCUGUGGAUCCUGGCAUGGUGGAUACGUCUCUCUAUCGCCACCUCUGGACGCCCCUCAGCCUGGCGCAGAGCGCCAUCGCUCGCCUGCUUUUCAGGACUCCUGCACAGGGCGCUGCCACUGUGCUGUUUGCUGCUCUGUCGCCGGCCCUGGAGGGCGAGUGUGGAGAAGGCUACUGGGCCGAUGGGCACAGGGAGAUGACAAUGCCACCGACCUUUGACCCCCAGCUGCAGCUAAGCCUAUGGGAAACCAGCGUCCAGCUACUGGGCCUGCAGUAGCAUGGGACCAAAGGACGAUUAACUGGACUAAACCUGGAAGAAAACAUCAGAUAAAGAUCCUUGUCUCGGGCCAAACAGCCACCUUCUCCUCCAAAUUUGUCUUAGUAUUUUUUCACCUCACAUCGAGGUGUUCGUAGCGAUUUGUUUUGACAAUCCACCGCUGGACUGUGAUUGAUUAUUAGGGGAGUGAAGAUCUCUGUUUUGUUCCAGACCUGCCAAAGAAGGGCUACAGGGGAUGGAAGAUGGGUUUUUUUCGCAAUGAGAAAGCAAACAUAAACAAACACACUCUAGGGUUCUAUCAAUACAUGAUUUUGCUGUCAUAGCUACUGGGCAGCUGCAGAAAUUGGCCUUUAGUUACAAUCCAUCCAUCUCUGAUGUGGUGAAGUUUAUUCCCUGAUCAAAACUAACCUGAUGUCUGGCUGGAGAAGUCGUUCCAGUGUCGUGUUCAAAAACCUGCAUUGACACCCGCCUCACUCUGCCUUAAAGUCAUUCGUCUGGCUUUCAGUGAAGAUGUUCAUUGUCGCUCAGUGAAUUAAAUGCUGUUUCAGAGAUUUAGAUGCUUUUUGAACAUAGUAAUACUUCAAAUCAAAAGCUGAAAUUUGGCUUCAAAAUCACAUGUUGGUCAAGCCCUAGCAUACACACACACACACACACACACACACACACACACAUUCAUGCACCACGACAAUGACCUGAUUUUUCAAAUCUGAACCUGCCUUGCCGCGGCGGCGGGAGAAUGUGAUGUCAUCCGUUUGCUUUGACACAUGAUGAUGAUUUCACAGACCGUCUUGCCAUCUUACCCGUUUGACUGGGAGCGCUUUCUUUUUUGGUACAUUCAUGUGCUUUUACUGGUUAUUACUGAAUAGGUGUUAUUAUACGCUGUGUUUUAGGUGUUUUCAUAAAGAUGCUGGGGAAACAUGAUCAACUUUCCUCUCUCUCUCUCUCCACGGCUCAGCAAUCCAACAAAAGACACUCCUGUGGCCCCGAUCGGGGGAUUUGGGUUGAGACUGACAAAAGGGAGAGAUCCCAUGUAAAAGUAGGCCUAAAUUUGGAAUAAUUCCCCCUAUAGACGCGAGAGUGAGACAGUCGGUUUUGUUCUGGGGAAUUUUCUUGCUGUUGACAUUUUCUGAAUCCAGGAUUUCCACACGUUUCUGUUUGCUUUUUGUCCGCUCAGAAACAAUGGGGUACCAACCGCCACUUCACUCUGUCCCCAUUUUCCUUUGUGAUCUGUGUUAAUCGGUUUUACCGUGUCUGUGAUACAUGUGUGUGUGUGUGUGUUUUAUGCACAUGAGUAAAGAAUUAACGCUCUAGACCCAAUUCAUGUUGAUGGAUAGCACAACAAUGGCCGUUCCUGGCAGAGCAGCGACAGGAAGACGAGAGAGAGAGAGAGGGAAAAAUCACUUUUUUUUCCUCCAGUAUUCAAGCUGUGAUUGGUUCUUCAUUGCUGCUGCCGCUUCCUCAUUUGGCGUCGCUCCCAGUGCAUUGUGGGAUUGAGAUUUCCCAGUGGUGAGAAUCAAACUCCAUCUGCUGAGCUGACACACACUCACACAGAAACAGUGAAAGCCGUACAUCCAGGCACAGGCUUAUCUAAACAAGCACACGGCAAACAAAUGCGUCUGUUAUUCAUGCAGGAAAACACAACACACACACACACACACACACACACACACAUGUACACUGCGCCAUAAAACCAUCUCCACUGUGAUAAACCAUUUUAGCUGUGAAGAUGAAAAAGUUUUAUCUCAAAUUAACAAUUUUUGACGGCCCCACAUGCCAACCCAUUGCUGUAAGUGUACAUUGUUGCUCUGAAUACUGCCACUGAGCAUCCAGCGUUCAUUAAUAUCUGCCGUAUGUGAAGCAAUAGUAUCACUGUGGUAGCUAAUUCAGCCUGUAGCACAGAGCCAGACGUUCAGAAUAGGAAAAGAAAGUGUAAAAAAAAGGAAAAAGAUACCAGCUUCAAGUUACCCAUAAUAUCAGGAAUUCAAAGUUUCUCUGUCUACAUGUAUAAAAAUGAAGACGUCGUUAAUGUGCAUCGUUUUGAGUGGUUCAAUUUAAAGUUGUUUUGUUUUUCAAGCAGUUUGAA
Molecule: messenger RNA, 3888 nt
Organism: Sebastes umbrosus (honeycomb rockfish)
Lineage: Eukaryota; Metazoa; Chordata; Actinopteri; Perciformes; Sebastidae
Product: dehydrogenase/reductase SDR family member on chromosome X-like
Exons: 8
Coding region: 825-1805 (326 amino acids)
Source: RefSeq, a predicted model, not a curated record